AUGGAAUACGCUGGGCUCAAUGAUUUACAGCAUUACGUCGAUAGGAACCUCAUCCGUGGCCAGCACAACCCUCACAAUUGUGUUUGCGGCUGGUACUGCUUUACGAUCGUUUUCUGCCGGACGCCGCCACCAACUCACAUCAUCGCCACGGUGAAGGCCAGGCCAGAGCACGCCUGUCCGGACAAAGACUGCAUAUCCAGCGUCCUGGCUACAAUGCCCGACCCAUUAGCCGCCAUCAAUUUCGACUUCUCAGCUGUCCCCGCCCCCAACUCUCCAAACCCUCCGAACCCCCCGAACCCAUUCAAUGGCGGCGGUGCCUCCCGACAAAGUAGCGUUGCUCGAUCAUCGCCCGGCCCCGGCAGGCAGUCCUCCUCCACUGCGGGACACUCUCUCGCUGGACGAUCAGUGUCCCGGCCAAGCGUCAGGAUCCCGACACACCCUCAGCCCCAGUCCCAGCCCUCGCCACGAAAUCAAACCCAGCCCCAGCCCCAGCCGCAAAGAUCUCAGCCCCAAAGACCUCAACCCCAAAGACUCCAAUCAUCAAGCUCCCAAUCCCCGAGCUCUCAGACCCCGACCCAAACCCAAACCCAGAGGCCCCAGAGAUCCCAACCCCAAGCCCAAGCCCAGCAGGCCAUGCCGGUGUUCCACCAUUACCAACCGGGCCGCCAGUAG
Molecule: messenger RNA, 672 nt
Organism: Chaetomium globosum CBS 148.51
Lineage: Eukaryota; Fungi; Ascomycota; Sordariomycetes; Sordariales; Chaetomiaceae
Exons: 3
Coding region: 1-672 (223 amino acids)
Source: RefSeq, a predicted model, not a curated record